Messenger RNA from Epinephelus lanceolatus (giant grouper), 7821 nucleotides. RefSeq names its product protein tyrosine phosphatase receptor type R (gene ptprr). Gene Ontology annotation, biological process: protein dephosphorylation; signal transduction. Gene Ontology annotation, molecular function: protein kinase binding; protein tyrosine phosphatase activity. Lineage: Eukaryota; Metazoa; Chordata; Actinopteri; Perciformes; Serranidae. The record is from RefSeq and is a predicted model, not a curated record. Gene Ontology annotation, cellular component: plasma membrane; cell junction; cytosol.
UUCUCCUCCCCUUCCUCCCUCUCUCUCUUCAUCAUCUCCAGCCUCCACCUGAGCUCCAUCUCUGCACACACACCUCUCUCUGUCGUCCCUGAGCCAGAUGGAAACCUCUGCCUUUCCCGGUGCUGCCGCAGCUGCACAGCGGCUGCUCCUGCUGUAGCCAGGCAGCUGCAGGACACCGCAGGGCGGGGAAGCAUCGUCGCAGGGGGCCGGUGUUGUGGAGCGGAUCUCUGGAGCUCUGACAGCGUCUCCUCUCUCAUGCUGCACGCUGCGGACCCGCAGAUAGAUGCACGGAAACACACACUUUUCCUUGAUGCGUAAUUGCAGCAGUGAGAGAAGCUGCAGGAGCCGAUUUAUUUCAGUGUGAGCUGCAGAAAAGGAGGAAGGAUGAGCCGCAGACGAGGGACAGGAGGACUCCUCUCCGUGUUCCUUUUCUUGUGUCUGCUGUGGACGCAGCUGCUGGUCACAGAAUCGUCCUCCGGUGAUCACGAGCUUCGUCUCUUCCCUUCUCGUCGCUCCAGUCGUCUCCCUCCACCCCUUCACCCCCAGCAUGACCUGAACUCGCAGCCUGAUGUGGACAGCCUUCCAGAGACCCACCCCCACCACCUCCACCACCACCACCAUCAUCAUCACCACCUCCACCAUCAGCACCCUGCCAGGUUAGCCAAAGUGAUGCCCGCCGCCCUGCUGGAGUCUCGGUUUCGUCAUCAGCCUGGCGGCCAGCGAACCCUCGACCUUCUGGCACGACCACAUAACGAGGUGCAGCCGGAGCACGCUGUGGUGUCCGCACGCCAUCUGGUUACCGUGUACCUGGCUGUGGAUGUGAGGAGGCUGAACAUCAGUCUUCUUCGCUGGUUUCGGGAAGGCGUAGCGGCAGCGCUGGGCGUUCCUCCGGGACACGUGCACAUCAACCGGCUGAAUGAGAAGAAGAAUGGCAUCGAGCUCUUCGUGUCCUCUGAUAGGCUGGGGAUCUCCGAGCCCCGCCCCGCUGAAGAGGUCAUCCAGUCACUGAACGUCAGGGUCCUUCAUCGCCACCUGGGACACUUUGGCAUCACAGAGGUCUCCACUGAGAAGAACGUGCUGCAGGGCGAGCAGAGGGAUCACGUGUGGAGCAGAGAGGGUUUCUACGCCGUCGUCCUCUUCUUCACCGUCUUCGUCAUCGUCAUCACCUGCUUGAUGGUUUUGUACCGACUUAAGGAGAAGGUUCAGGUUUCUGACAGACAGCUGAAAGCCCCGCCCCCUGAUGUCCACCUGACCCCGACUGUCCAAUCAGACUCUGCCCAGAAGUCAAAGGGCGCCAAGGUUGUGACGUCAGGAAGUAUGGUCCAAGCCCAGCUCCCUCCAGCUGUAGCCACGCCCAUUCCCCAGCCGCCGCCAAUCGUACCCUGCCGCCGCCUCGCUCCUCCUGUUGUCCCUCUGCCCAGCUCCGCCCCCGUCCCCAUUGUCAGCAGUAACAACCACGCCCCCCUGGCCAGCGUUGCCCCGGUGACAGCCGCUAACGAGCUAAAGCCCUGCCUCUCCCCCUUCAGGAUGAAACCUGCCGCAGGACUGCAAGAAAGACGUGGCUCUAACGUCUCUCUGGUGUUGGACAUGUCGGCUCUCGGCUCUGUGGAGCCGCUCAACAUUGCCGUGGUAACCCCCAGGGAGGCGGCGGCCAGGGAGUACCUGCUGUCAGCCGGCCGGCCUCUGACGCGACAGCAGCUCCGCGACGUCGUCAUCAACACGCACAAGCUGCACGCCGAGUUCGCUGAAAUCCCCAUGAAUUUCAUCGAUCCCAAAGAGCUCGAUAUUCCAAACCACGGGACCAAGAACAGAUACAAGACCAUACUGCCCAAUCCUCAUUCCAGAGUGAUCCUGAAGUCAAAGAGCUGCAACGACUUGCUGAGCUCCUACAUCAACGCAAACUACAUACGGGGUUACCUAGGCGAAGAGAAGGCGUUCAUCGCCACCCAGGGUCCCAUGGUGAACACGGUGAACGACUUCUGGCAGAUGGCGUGGCAGGAGGAGGCGCCCGUCAUCGUCAUGAUCACCAAACUGAAGGAGAAGAACGAGAAGUGUGUCUUGUACUGGCCGGAGAAGAGGGGAAUCUAUGGGAAGGUGGAGGUGUUGGUGAACAGCAUCAGAGAGUGUGAACACUACACCACUCGCAGCCUCACACUCAAGUGUGGGAAUCAAACCCGCGUGCUGCAGCAUUACUGGUACACAUCAUGGCCUGACCACAAAACUCCCGACUCCACGAUGCCGCUGCUGCAGCUGAUGACUGAUGUUGAGACAGACAGACAGACAGCUGCCGUCAUUGGACCGGUCAUCGUCCACUGCAGCGCUGGGAUUGGCAGAACAGGCUGCUUUAUCGCCACGACGAUAGGCUGUCGACAGCUGCAGCUGGAGGGAGUGGUGGAUGUUCUGAGCAUCACCUGCCGACUGCGAGCUGACAGGGGAGGUAUGAUCCAGACAGGUGAGCAGUACGAGUUCGUCCAUCACGCCUUGAGCCUGUACGAGGCCCGCCUCUCUGCAGAAACCGGCCAGUGAGCUCACACCACCACCACAGGAGGCAUCGACUUAAACCUGGAAGUGCGCUAACAUAGCGAAGUCCUUAUAGCAGGUAUGAUCUCGGAGGUCUUUGAGUUUGAUGGACAACCAAUAAGGACUGUUGUGGGCGGGGCCUGCUGACGGAAAGAGGAAAGGUACAUUUCAGAAAAUGGAAUAUACCCCUUCUUCUUCUCUGCUGUUUCUUCUUCGUGUGUUGUUGGCGAGCGAUUUUUCGGAGGAACUCGAAAGACUCACUUCACUUCUCUUAAACAACUGACUGUGGGAUCGUGUCGUUUUUAACUAACCAGACUGUCCUGUUACCUCUUUUCUGUCAUGGAGACGUAGAAAUAGUUCGACUGGAAUUGAUCGACAUUGUUCAAUAACACUGUUGUGUUUCUGUGUCUUAUAGGAUUUAAAAAUUAUUUUGUAACGUGGUGUUCUUAUGAGAAAGACUAUUGGAAAAUGACUGUUAGCUGGUUGCACCUUUGGUUAAGCUAAUAUACCACUGUUGAACCAACCCCUCCUGCCACACCGCCUUUGUGACUUCGGUCCUUCGUACGUUACCCUGUGAUUCCCAACAAACACUUGAUGUAUCUUCAAAGGUAUUUUCAUGAUCUCACAGAUGUCUUAACCACUGAAACUUAUUUUAAACUUCUCAGAAAUACUAAGUGUGUCAGCCCAAGUCACCUGACACUUGAUAACUACAUUUUUUUCAUAUUUAUAUGCUAACAAUACUUUAUGAUAUGUUUCAAAGUGUGCUAUUGUGUUUAACCAGACAGCGUUGAGUACGCAAGCUUUAUUUUGUUGUAUACAAUGCUACUUAAUGUGUAAUCAAGUAAUUUUUCAUCAAAAACCAACUAUGUAAUCUUUAUUUCUAGUAACUGCGUCUGUCUUUGGGUCGGUAACUUAUGGAGUGCCGAAGUCACAAAUGGCGCUAACCUUCAGCCAUAGCUCAAAUGCUAAAGCUAACAAACCAAUGUAACCAAUAAGCUCCUGCUAAGCUAGCUCUCGUAGUACAGCAAUCUUCCAUAGAGGCUAAUUCUAGCUUUGGUGGCUCAGUGUUAAUUCUUGUGCUUUAAUGUCAAUAGAUAGAUGCUAACCUAUAAGCUCAUGCUAAUAUUAGCCUGCUAUGCUAAUGCAAUAUUGUUAAAACCAAUUAAAUCCAGUAUUCCACUGCUAAACCAUGCAUUUAAAGUAAUAGUUAGUUUGCUACAACAAUUAUUCUUUAUACUGUCCAACAACUACAGCUCCCAUGAGCCUUUGAAAGCAGUACUGAGUCUAAGAAUUAUGGGAGCUGUACUUUUUAAAUGCUAACAAAAUAAUUGUUUUAUCUUUUAUUUUAAAUUAACAACACCCAAAAACACAUAAAGAAAUGGAGGCUAGUGGAAAAACAAGCUAGCUUAAAAAGUAGCCGCUCGCUUCCAGUCACAAUAUAUUUGAUUAAUUGAGCCCAGUGCUGUUAAAAUAUUUUGACAUUUACGUCAAAGUUUAGUUUUCAGCUCUCGGCCAAAUUAAAAAAGCAUAGUUUUCUGAGAAAUGUUGUGCUGCUUGAUCUCAGAGUUUACACUCUGCACAGUGGUUAACCUUGUUUCUUGCAUCGACAAUUCCCCUGUUGUGUGACAAGUUGCUUUAUACCAAAAAUGUGAACGAAUUUACGUCACAACGGUGCAGUCAUCUCAUCGAUGUGCUGUUGUAAAUUGUUAUCGAGUGAGUACGUUAUUUUUGAUGCAUCAAAGUAAUAAUAACUUUAUUUUUAUACUGUUUUUACAUGUUUUCGAUGUGUUUUAGCAGCUGUCAGCCAUCUCUCGACUCGCAUGUAAGCUCGCUAUUUAGGAUUCAAACCUCAUCAUCUCUGAAUCAUCAACUUAACAAGCUGAGUGGAAUUAAUUAUUGACUCUUUGUUUUUCAUCUGAGCCAGAAAAGUGAUGUUUGAAUAAGCACCCCUGUGUAAGGCUCCCUGUGUUUAUGAUAGAGCAGUAAUUUUUAAUUUUUCACAUGUCCAACAUAAGAACAGAUCGCAAAACAAAAAUCCGAUGUUUUGUCACUUCCUGGUUUGUUGAUAUGUUUUAGAGAUGUGAGGUUUCUGCAGUAAUGCCAGUAACGAAGAACAUUAACAUUAUACAUCUAACCUGCUCUGUGUGUGUGUGAACGGGACAACUUCUACAGUACGUGUUAAAGUGCUAUUAAACCUAAUGUGGGCAGUUACAUUUCCAAUCCACAGACCACAAACAAACGCGGAGAUCUUGCUGCUAAAACUGGAGCGUCGGGACCGCUGGGACCGUUGACGGACAAUAAAUGAGAGAAACUUUGAAAACUCCUCUUUUUCUAUGUAUUUUUUAUUUAUUUAUUUUCUUGUGAUACAAUCAAGGGACUUUGGACCAGUGUCUCUUUGUCUACAUGUCCAACAUGCCUCCAUGGGACCAUCAUCAACCCAGUUUUCACUUCAGUCAGUUCAGGGUCGAUCUCAGACUCAAAGUGAUUAAAAAUCUGGUGCACUGAAGUGUGAUAGUGACGUAAGAUCCUGUUUGAACUGACUGAAGUGAGAGUGAGUUGAGCCCAGCCUCCAUACCCACUGCAGAAGCGGGUACAACAACACACACUGCCUCUGACGUAGUAUUGUGUAUGUACAGUAGGUGGUGGUUCAUGUCCUGUACUUUAUUGUUGUUGACUGUUCGAUUGCUCUUAAAGGGACAUUUGAUAUUUUUUAGACAGAACAAAUAUCUUGUAUUCACUUUAAUUUAAUUGUAUAGCAUUUUAUUUUACUGGUUCAUAAUGUUAGGAUUACACUUUGUGGGUGAGGUUUUAUUUUACAGGUCACAUAGUAUCCACUAGUUUUCUAGUGAGAAAUUAUUUGUAACUGCGUAUUUAUUGGAAGUUUCCCGUAAAGGACUCUGCAGCGUGAAACUGAAAAUAACUAGUGUUUGAUUGGUACUCUUGUAAUUACAAAAUUCCAGUUAAUUGCUGUUGAUUCUUGUAGACAGUGCAGGUCAGCUGAAUAUGCAAAAAUGUGGCAACAGGCAAACACACAAUUCAACAUAUAUGGACAAAGAAAGUUUCCAAAGUCCUCUGAACAUCAACAAAUGUUUAUAAACUCAACACAACUAAAGUUUUUGUCUAUUUUCUGUGAGCAGUACCAAAUUAUAUAGCUGAGUUCUUUCCAGGAAACUUGCUACAAAAAUAUUGGGAACUUACUGACCCCAAAAAUAAAACCUUAACUUUUAGUGUGCACCCAGGCACUAAUUAAGUUCCUGUGAGUUUUCCUCAGAAUAAUCUGUUUAGCCCCAUCACUUAAUCGUUGCCACCUGGAUCAGAACUUCCUGUCGCAGUUUACGAUGCUACUGCACUUUACUCCAUGGUAACAUUUAGUCUAAACCAAAGAAACUGAAGCCUGAUUAAAGAUGUAAAAUUGCAUGUUAAAUGUGAGGAUUUUUUUUUGGCAACACUGGUUAGUGAGACAGAAAAAAGUUAUGAACACAUUUGUUGUUUUGCUAACUUUAAUCAUAACAAGAAAAAGGGUUAGCUUACAUAUGUUAUUUUGCUAACAUAAGUUUAAUAAAAUGGUAAUUUUUUUAGCUAAAGUACAGAUUAUUUUGCUAGCUUUAGUUAAUUUUAGGUAAAGUAAAAUUUGUGUUUCUUUUCUGCUAGUAUUAGCUAAUGAAAAGACCAAUUUUAGCUAAAGUAAAGGCUGUUUUGCUAACAUUAGCUAAUGGAAUGACCAAUUUUAGCUUAUAGAAAGGUUGUGUUGCUAACUUAAGCAAAUUUUAGCUGUAGUAAAAAUUUGUUUUGCUAGUAUUUGCUAAUGGAAUAACCAACUUUAGCUAAAGUAAAGGCUGUUUUGCUAACAUUAGCUAAUGAACUGACCAAUUUUAGCUAAAGUAAAGGCUGCUUUGCUAAUAUUACCUAAUGGAAUGACCAAUUUUAGCUAAAGUAAAGGCUGUUUUGCUAACAUUAGCUAAUGAACUGACCAAUUUUAGCUAAAGUAAAGGCUGUUUUGCUAACAAUAGCCAUCGGAAUGACCAAUUUUAGCUUGUAGAAAAGUUGUGUUGCUAACUUCAGCAAAUUUUAACUGCAGUAAAAAUUUGUUUUGCUAGUAUUAGCAAAUGGAAUGACCAACUUUAGCUAAAGCAAAGGCUGUUUUGCUAACAUUAGCCAAUGGAAUGACCAAUUUUAGCUUGUAGAAAAGUUGUGUUGCUAACUUCAGCAAUUUUUAGCUGAGGUAAAACUUGUUUUGCUAGUAUUAGCUAAUGGAAUGACCAAUUUUGGCUGAAGUACAUGCUGUUUUGCUAUCAUAGCUCAUCAUAUGACCGAGUUUUGCUAAUGUCAAAGAUACUUCUUUUGGUCAUGUUUGUUAUUAAAGAAACAAUGUCAGCUCAUCUUAAAGUUCUUUUGCUAACAUUAGCCAAUGACAUUGCCAGUUUUAGCUAAUGUAAAUUUUUGUUCUUUUGCUACCUUAGCUAGUGAAGAAACAAAUCUCAGCUCAUGUAGAUAUUUAGUUUUUUGUUAAUUUUACAGAGUGUAAGCACCAGUUUUAGAUCAUGUAAAGUUGUUGUGCAGUCAGAAGUUCAAAGCUUUUUUGAAUUAAUUAAUUAAUUAGCUUGCAUUUAAGAACAGAUGGCAGCAAAUUAAUUAAUUAAAACUAUUUCCUGCACAUUAAUGAAUAAACACUGAUUUGUCAUUUGCACUGUGCCGUAGAGGUAAUGCCUCAGUAAAUGUGACAGAAGGUCCUGAUCUGCUGGAGUGCAAAAUUACUUGGAUAAGUUACAGGUGGAAACAUUCAAACUGCUUUUACAUUAUUUAAAGCUUUUCAAAGACACCAAAUCUGCCAGUAAACUUUUAACUCAAGGAGAAUAACGAUUAGCUCAUCAACUAGCCAGCAGAUUCAUUUGGCAAGGACAUUCAUGCUAAUGCUAACAUGCUAACAGUAGUUUCUGAUACAUUAGUGUGCUGUCAAACAACCAGACAGUGUUGGAAACGAUAUGAACCAGAUACUUUUAGGACCAGUUUAUUUUGUGCAAAUUUUAAAGUGAAACUACCACAUUAAAAUAAAAAAUGUCAGUGUCCCUUUAAACUUCUGCUGUGUGGGCGUUACAGCUCAGUCAGAGUACACCUGAUGCUAAAUAGUGUACGUACGGUACGUGGUUUUUUAACUGUAUUACUAAUCAACUUGAAUGUUGUAAUAGUCUGGAACAUUAGCCACUGAGUAGUGCUGUAACCUCUUUAUCUACUCUAUCUACAUAUAUAUUGUUACCUGUAAUCUGUACAUAAACACUGGACAUAAAAACAAUGGCGCUCUGA